Messenger RNA from Callorhinus ursinus (northern fur seal), 2302 nucleotides. The record is from RefSeq and is a predicted model, not a curated record. Lineage: Eukaryota; Metazoa; Chordata; Mammalia; Carnivora; Otariidae.
CCGGGAGUUCAGUCCCACGCACUCCUACCCCAGCGUGGGUGGCGGUGGGAUGAGGGGUUGUGGCGGAGCGACAGGCAGUUUUUCUGGUUUCUCCACAAACAAGAAGAGGAGAGCGUUCACUCAGCCCUUGCGAGAGGGCCUGGUACUUUCGUUCUAAAGCUUUCGUUUCCUCGGGGAACAGAAUUGCUACACGCAGUAGUUAUAAUUAUUCAAUAUGUUUCCAUUGACUGAGGAAAACAAGCAUGUGGCCCAGUUGUUGCUCAGUACUGGUACCUGUCCAAGAUGUGUUUACAGAUUCUGUGGUGUGGAUUUUCAUGCACCUUACAAACUUCCCUACAAGGAGUUGCUCGAUGAACUACAGAAAUUUCUGGAAACUGAAAAAGAUGAAUUAAUUUUGGAAGUUCCAAACCCACCUCCUAAGAAAAUUCGACUACAAGAACUAGAAGAUGGGAUUGAUGGGAUUGAUAAUCUGAGUCAAAAUGGAGAGGGAAGGGUCUCCGUUAUUGAAGAUGGUAGCAUUGCUUCCAAGAACUCAAAUUUAAAUGUGUGCAAUGUAUGUCUAGGAAUUCUUCAAGAAUUCUGUGAAAAAGAGUUCAUUAAAAAGGUGUGCCAAAAAGUUGAGGCCUCUGGGUUUGAAUUUACCAACUUGGUAUUUUCAGUCUCCUUUCCACCACAGCUAUCUGUAAGAGAGCAUGCUGCAUGGUUGCUGGUAAAACAGGAAAUGGGAAAACAGAGUCUGUCGCUGGGAAGAAAUGAUAUAGUUCAACUAAAAGAAGCCUACAAAUGGAUAACUCACCCCCUGUUUUCAGAGGAACUGGGUGUUCCCAUUGAUGGAAAGAGCUUGUUUGAAGUGAGUGUGGUGUUUGCUCACCCAGAAACAGUUGAGGAUUGCCACUUCCUACGUACAAUUUGCCCAGAUUGCUUCAAGCCAGCCAAAAACAAACAGUCAGUGUUCACUAGAAUGGCAGUUAUGAAAGCGUUGAAUAAGAUAAAAGAAGAGGAUUUCCGCAAGCAGUUUCCUUGUCCUCCAAACUCACCAAAGGCUGUAUGCACUGUUCUUGAAAUUGAGUGUGCUCAUGGUGCUGUUUUUGUGGCUGGGAGAUAUAAUAAAUAUUCCAGGAAUUUACCACAGACUCCUUGGAUAAUUGAUGGAGAAAGGAAGCUGGAAUCUUCAGUGGAAGAAUUAAUUUCAGAUCAUCUUUUGGCAGUAUUCAAAGCAGAGAGUUUUAAUUUUUCCUCCUCUGGAAGAGAAGAUGUAGAUGUGAGAACAUUAGGAAAUGGAAGGCCCUUUGCAAUUGAGCUGGUGAAUCCUCAUAGAGUACAUUUCACUUCACAAGAAAUUAAGGAACUUCAGCAGAAAAUUAAUAAUUCGUCUAACAAAAUCCAAGUUCGUGACUUGCAGCUUGUCACAAGAGAGGCAAUAGGACAUAUGAAAGAAGGUGAAGAAGAAAAGACCAAGUCCUAUAGUGCCUUAAUAUGGACAAAUAAAGUCAUACAGAAGAAAGACAUUGAAUUCCUAAAUGGCAUAAAGGACUUAAAGAUCGACCAGAAAACACCUCUGCGGGUCCUUCACCGGAGGCCCCUGGCUGUGAGAACUCGCAUCAUUCACUCCAUGGAGACAUGCUAUGUGGAUGAACAUCAUUUUCACCUCUAUCUGAAGACUCAAGCUGGAACCUACAUUAAAGAGUUUGUGCAUGGAGACUUUGGGAGAACCAAGCCGAACAUUGGCUCUCUAAUGAAUGUGACUGCAGACAUUCUUGAGCUGGAUGUUGAGUCUGUAGAUGUUGACUGGCCCCCUGCUCUGGAUGACUAGCUUUCAACCGGACACACAGAGUAGGGUUUUUGUGGCAUGAUGUGGACCUCCAUUCAGCAUACACUGUAUAAUGGCUGUUUACUCACCAUUACAGUGUCUUGGAAACCAUUUGGAUCACGUUGAUCUAUGUAUUUUAAAAUUUGUUGUAACAUCUCAGGAUCUAUGUAUGUGUAUAUUUUGUGUUAAAUGUUCUAAGGAUGUCUUAUGAUUUUUCUUGUUCCCUCUCCAACCCCUACAUGCCAGACUAUGAAUAAUGAAAACAUUCUCUUAAUUCUUUCAUUUAGAGAAGUACACAAACAGGAUACAUUCUCUGAUAAUCUGAGAAGCUAUAAUUUCUUUCAGCAAAAUUUCCCUCCACAAGACAUACCACCUUCAAAAUCAUGUUCUAAAUUUUAAAAAUGAUCUUGGUAAGUUAUAUCUAGAUUUAUACAGUACAGUAUCCUAUAAUAUUCUAAGAUAUCAAAUGCAAAUCUAACAUCAUUAAUAUUU